CCAUGGAUUCCCUGAAGAAAAGGGAAAAAACCCUAAACUCAUGCACAAGCCCGUUUUGUUUCUUUUGCACCAUGAAAGAGCCGGAUUCCCCACAAAGGAGAGCCGGAUUAGCAAACUGCUUCAAGCAAAUGCCUCUCCGAGACGACCAGGCAAACGUCCUCGUUUCGAGUGGUCUCUUUCACAUCGCCAUGACUCAGCCGGACGACCCGGAGUUCCCUUCCCUCGGGAUUUUUGAGUGCAUGGCAAGUCUAAUUCACAAAAUCAACGACGACAAGUGGCUUCAUUGGGACCAAAACAUAUACAUCCCUUACUAUGCUGCUCAUAUCAUUGGUUCUUAUACCAUGAACAAGGUCGAGUUUGCCGAGAAGGCGGUGGAAUCAGGCAUUAUUCCGCCAUUGAUGGAGCUUCUAAGGGGAAAGAAGAUGAGCUGGGUCGAACAACGAGUUGCGGUCAGAGCCCUCGGUCACCUCGCGAGCUACGAAAGAACGCUUGAAGCUCUAUCGGCCUACGAAGAAGAGUUGGUAAGAUUAGCCAUGGAUUUAGCUUCUACUUGUGUCGAUGUCGUGUAUGAUAAUUUUGUAGGAGUGAAGGAUACGAGAAGGAGACCAAAAUAUCAUUGCGAUUUGCUCACAAGAGGGGUUGGAGGGGUGGAAAUGGAGAAUUGCAAGGCCGAGGAAUGGACUAGCCAACUUCAAUCCUGGUCUCUCUAUCUCUUAAACUGCUUUGCUUACAAAGAGAGGUCUUUGAAUCUUAUUUGUGAGGAGGAGUUUUUGAAAAAUCUGUGCGGGAUGUGGGGUGGAUUGGCUAACCACGUGUCACCAGCUGGGGUUGGACUCAUUAGAAUCUUGUGUUAUAGUAAAUAUGGGAGGAAAAAAGUUGCUGAAUUGAAUGAGGUUUUAGAGAGUCUCUGUAAUCUCUCAAGGUCUUCAGAUGAUUGGCAGUACAUGGGAAUUGAUUGUCUUCUAUUACUUCUCAAAGACCCAGAUACCAGGUACAAAGUUAUUGGCGUUGCUUUCUUUUUUCUCGUUGAUUUGGUUGAGCUUAAAGACCUUGGAGAAAGGUCAAACUUGGGAGAAGCAAUCACAAAAGUACUACUAUUGGAUCAUGAUCAUAAGCAAAUUAAAAAAGUGAAAUUGAUCAACGAUAAUAAUAUUAGUAGCAAAGUUCAAAAGGCGUUAGAAGAGUUGUGGGAUUGGAAGGUUGAAAGGAGAAGAAAAGAAAAGGCAUUGUCCGAUGAAAAACUUGAGGAGAGAAGGGUUUUGGUUGGGUUGAUCAAACAACAAGCUAACAGGUUAUAUUGUUUAGGAGAAAUAGAAGAAGCCACAGAGAAGUACUCUGAAGCAUUGGCUUUGUGCCCAUUAAGGUUAAGGAAAGAGAGAAUGGUGCUUUACAGCAAUAGAGCUCAGUGCCAAUUGUUGCUUGAAGACCCAGACUCCGCCAUUAGAGACUCAACCCGAGCUCUUUGUCUCUCAACUCCGGCGAAUUCUCAUGGCAAAAGCCUGUGGAGAAGAUCACAAGCUUAUGACAUGAAAGGAUUGGCCAAAGAGAGUUUGAUGGACUGCAUAAUGUUCAUCAACGGCUGCAUCAAGUCAGAGGAUCAUCAGAUGAUCACCACCAACACCAAGCGGAGUAAUAAUGUGAAGAUUCCAUACUACGCAGCACGCAUGAUCAGCAAACAGAUGGACGCCACGUGGCUUUUCGCCGCUGCCCGGUCAAGGGUUAAUAUUGCAAGUAAGAAAGAGUCACACGAUGACGAGGGGCAAUAUUACAAAGAGAUUAUGAUGAUGAUGAGGAAUAUGAUAGACAACAGAGGUCUGUCAACCAUUACAGAAGAACCUUUGAGGGUAAAGGAAGAGAUCAAUAGGAGAAAGCUGGAAAGGGCAAGAAGGAUAUCUAAAAGAGCUGUCGUGAAAUGACCCACAAGUCAAAUAGGGUUACCACAUGUCGGAGCAGAGAUAGAUCCAGUGUGGUGGGCCUUAGCUUGAAGGAUUCUCAAAAUUUUCCCCAUUAGAAAUUAGAUGAUCUUAUCACCUUUUUAGAUGUUGUAACUGGAAAAAUGUUGGAUGAUGUACUUCUUGCAAGCGAACUUAUCAAUACAAUAUUCUGAUUCUCAUC
Messenger RNA from Morus notabilis, 2115 nucleotides. RefSeq lists its product as uncharacterized. Gene Ontology annotation, molecular function: protein binding. The record is from RefSeq and is a predicted model, not a curated record. NCBI's taxonomy places the organism in Eukaryota, Viridiplantae, Streptophyta, Magnoliopsida, Rosales, Moraceae. The transcript has 2 exons. The coding region runs from base 3 to 1916 and encodes 637 amino acids.